GGAGCCGUGACGCCACCGGAGCGGGCGAUGACGGGCGGGUCGAGAUCGCGCAGGCGCCGGGCGGAGGAACGCAGCUUGGUGGCGGGGACAGAGCGCAGUUCCCCGGCAGAGGCAGCGGGCGGCAUGGGCGCGGGCCCGGCGCUGGCAGCGCUGCUGCUGGCCGGCUCGGUGCUGAGCGCCACGCUGCUGGCCCCCGGCCGCCGGGCGGAGCCAGAUCCAGAUGAAAAAAGGAACGUGGAGCUGAAGAUGGAUCAGGCUUUGCUGCUCAUCCACAACGAACUGUUGGGAAUAAGCCUGACUGUAUAUUGGAAAUCUGAAUACUGUUACCAAUGCACCUUCCAGCCUCUGGCGAACGUCUCUCAUGGUGGAAAACCUGCAAAGCCAAGCGUUGCAGCUGUCUCUGUGAGCACCCAGCAUGGGUCCAUCCUGCAGGUUAACUCUACCUUGGAAGAGAGAGCAGGUUGCAGGCUGGAAUACAAAUUUGGAGAAUUUGGAAACUAUUCCCUUUUGGUACAGCCUGCUUCCAGCGGGGCCAGUGAAAUUGACUGUGACGUCGUUGUUAAUGAUAAUCCAGUCGACAGUAACCUUCCUGUGAGCAUCGCCUUCCUUGUUGGCCUAGCCCUCAUCAUCGUAAUAUCCUUCCUGAGGCUCUUGCUGAGUUUAGAUGAUGUCAAUAAUUGGAUUUCUAAGGCAAUAGCUUCUCGAGAAACUGACCGCCUCAUCAAUUCUGAACUAGGAUCCCCCAGCAGAGCAGACCCUCUCUGCGCUGAUUGCCAACCAGAAACACAGCGUACUUCUGCCCUGCCGUACCGUCUCCGAUGCGUGGACACAUUUAGGGGGGUAGCUCUCAUCCUCAUGGUCUUCGUUAAUUACGGUGGAGGAAAGUAUUGGUACUUCAAACAUUCAAGUUGGAAUGGACUGACUGUGGCUGACCUCGUCUUCCCAUGGUUUGUCUUUAUUAUGGGAUCUUCAAUUUUCCUGUCAAUGACUUCUAUCCUACAACGAGGAUGUUCAAAACUCAAACUGCUGGGGAAAAUUGUGUGGAGAAGUUUCCUGCUGAUCUGUAUAGGAAUUAUCGUUGUCAACCCCAAUUACUGCCUUGGUCCAUUGUCUUGGGAUAAGGUCCGGAUCCCUGGUGUCCUGCAGCGGUUGGGAGUGACGUACUUCGUGGUUGCUGUAUUGGAGCUCUCCUUCUCGAAGCCUGUGCCCGACAGCUGUGCCUUGGAAAGAAGCUGCUUCUCUCUCCGAGACAUCACGUCCAGCUGGCCCCAGUGGCUCGUCAUUCUGAUGCUGGAAAGCAUUUGGCUGGCUUUGACAUUCUUUUUACCUGUCCCUGGGUGCCCUACUGGCUACCUUGGCCCUGGCGGUAUAGGGGACUUGGGGAAGUACCCUCAUUGUACUGGAGGGGCAGCUGGCUACAUCGACCGCCUGCUUCUGGGAGACAGUCACCUGUACCAGCACCCGUCCUCCGCUGUGCUGUAUCACACAGAGGUGGCCUAUGACCCAGAAGGAGUCUUAGGGACUAUCAACUCCAUUGUGAUGGCAUUUUUAGGAGUUCAGGCAGGAAAAAUACUGUUGUAUUACAAGGAUCAGACAAAAGCCAUCCUGAUCCGAUUCGCCGCCUGGUGCUGUAUCCUUGGACUUAUUUCUAUUGCUUUGACAAAAAUGUCUGCAAAUGAAGGCUUUAUUCCAAUAAACAAAAAUCUCUGGUCCAUCUCAUAUGUCACCACGCUGAGCUGCUUCGCCUUCUUCAUCCUCCUCAUCCUCUACCCGGUGGUGGAUGUGAAGGGCCUGUGGACGGGAACCCCAUUCUUUUACCCAGGGAUGAACUCCAUUCUGGUGUACGUCGGUCACGAGGUGUUUGAGGACUACUUCCCCUUCCAAUGGAAGCUAGAGGAUGAGCAGUCACACAAAGAGCAUCUCAUUCAGAACAUAGUCGCCACUGCUCUCUGGGUGCUCAUCGCCUACAUUCUCUAUAAAAAGAAGGUUUUUUGGAAAAUCUGACAGCACCCGCUGAAAUACAUUGCUAGCAGACUCCACAGGGCCUGAGAGAAGAGUGGCAGCAACCUUCCUCACAAAGGGGACGUGCUUUCAGAUGCUGUCCAAGCUGGUUUGCCUGGACAUCAGAAACCUGCCUGCAUAUUUUUGACUUAUCUAUUUACAUAUCUGAAAUAUCAUGCUCUCCAUUUUCUAUGAAAUUCAUCUAUUUGGAACGUGCGGACAUCUUAAACUUCUCCGAGGGCAUUUACUCUGGACAUUUUGCCUUCGUGAAGGAGGCUAAGGUUGGUAGACUAUGCUUGACUCACAGGUAGAAUCUUUCCAAGCGUGGAUGGCACCUCAGGUUUGGUCCCUGGCAUCACAAACAAGCAAACAACAAGAAGGACCAAGUCUUGCUUCCUGAAAACUGCCUUCCUAUGUGUAUACGCAUGCCAACAGUAACCGCCAUGGUUUCAUGGUGACAGACUAUAAAGCUUUUUGAAUGGACUGUG
Messenger RNA from Grammomys surdaster, 2489 nucleotides. RefSeq names its product heparan-alpha-glucosaminide N-acetyltransferase (gene Hgsnat). Gene Ontology annotation, biological process: lysosomal transport. NCBI's taxonomy places the organism in Eukaryota, Metazoa, Chordata, Mammalia, Rodentia, Muridae. The record is from RefSeq and is a predicted model, not a curated record. Bases 28 to 2004 code for a protein of 658 amino acids. Gene Ontology annotation, cellular component: lysosomal membrane. The transcript has 18 exons.